AUGGCAAAUUCCACCUCUGACGAUUCUCACUACUCUGACUUCAAUUUACAAAGCUUCAUUCCUGACACCUCCCAACCGCUUUUCUACAAUUCCAUUCCCGCUUUCUCUAUAUCUUCGGCAUUGGAGGAGACAGGACAAGACGAAUUACAGAGAGAGCACGAAAAACGGAAAGAUUUCAAUGACUUGCAAAACCACUUUGCCAUGACACUGUCUCUAUUUGGUGCGGGCCGUAUUCUUAUGGAAAGUUCGAAUCGAUUGCUCAUAUCUGAGAGCCUUCUGCGAAUUUACCAUGAUGUUCUAGAAAACAAUCUCAGUUGCUGGUUGGCAGAGGAUACGUGCCCAUACAAGAUGCGGCAAAGGCGGCUUGAACACCUCUCUAUCCACCAGAGCCCGAGUUCAGGACAAUUACCGCCCGAAUGGGGCGUGUCAUGGUCAAAUCGCAUGUACUGCCGUAUAAAACAGCUUGAUCGAUCUGCCCGGCUGGCGAAGCUAGUUCAUCUCACUGCAUCUGAAAAUCGAGCGGCUUCUAAAGCCCUCGAGUUAUCUAUUAUGGCAUUUGCCACACAGUGGGCCCAAGGAGGACAGCGCCGGGAUGAUUACUGGCUGGUAAAUAGUUGCGAGGAUGAUGGUUUGCGCGACGAAUUUGGGCAAAUACUACAUCGGUCUAUUUGGGAUUAUGCAAACCAGGCGCUUCAAGAUGUCUCCCACGUGGAGUGCUUUAGGGUGGUUUUUGCUGAGCUGGUUUUUGGUCUUAUACAGAAGCCGUCGUCAGGCUAUUUCGAUGCGCGCUCGAAGGAAAGGCAGGACACUGAUCAAAACAAAAGUCCGAAGCCUUCAGCGUUGUCCCAGGUCAUGGACAUCAUUCAUCAAGGGGAACCGCCCAUAUUUAUAGAGCGAGGGGCUCGCAAAAUACACGUGCUCAAAAGCAGAUUCAAAGCGCGCCAAGCAGGCUUUCACUACCACGGUACCAAAUUAGACGAGCAAGUCCCUCGACAAUUCAGCACAGAAGAGACCCAAACAGUUGGCCUCUUGUACUGGCUCGCAAUCAUGUUUGACACGGUCUCUUCAUCCAUGAAUGAGCGGCCGGUCGUCGUUCCUGACGAAGAAUGUCAACACGAAGCUGCACAGGAGGCAGUGCAAAAUGAUAUUCAAACCCCGGUCUCUAGUCGUCGAUGGGAACUUGACCUCUACGCCCAGGAAGAUUCUGAGAAGGCAUUAGCCCUGCGUUGGCCUUGCUUGACCGAGUCUAUUAUCAAAGCCCUUCCCAGAUCAGCAGCUGUCAAAGUGCUGCUCUUUCGCUAUAUCUCAUAUCUUCAGAACUCUCUACGAAAUGCCGAGUGCAGCCAAGUCGUGGAAGACAUAAUCCAGCGCACGAUAUGUGUGUACCGCUAUUGGAUGAGGACGCAUGGGUCUUUAUUCCGCGACCUGACCAGGCACUACGAUUCAAUCCCUCCGCGGAUUAAGAGCUGGUUCCCGUGUAUUAGUAUCCCCUGGCAUCUUGGUUCACUCAUGCUGGCCGAUCUGAUCGAGUUCGUGGAUGUGAACAGACUUGGCGGCAAUGACUACAUGGCAGAGCGUCAAGAUGCCUGUCUGGUAAUGAGAAUCCGGAAAGAAAGCUCAAUCGAUAUGGCAGACCUUGCAGCUGUCAUGAUCCCUGGACCUUUGGGGGGGAUAGGUUUAAAUCAACUGCCGGGCUUUCACUUCGCCGUCAAUAAAAGCCCACUUUUGACUGAGCCCUGGACGGUGCUCCAUGUUAGGGCGUUUUCAAAAGCUUCAAUAUUUCACUUGAAGGAAAUAGAAAAGCUACAGAAGUACCAAAUUCUUGUCUUUGAUCAUGAAAGAAAGGCCUUGCAGGCGAGUGUUGCACGACUCGAGAACUGUGUUACAGCACUCCGAUUCCUGGGCAUCAAAUCGAGGAUGGCUGAGGCUAUUUCCAUAGUACUAUCUGAGUCGCUGAAUAAAUGUCGACCUCUGGGCUGA
Messenger RNA from Penicillium griseofulvum, 1980 nucleotides. RefSeq lists its product as uncharacterized. The transcript has a single exon. The record is from RefSeq and is a predicted model, not a curated record. NCBI's taxonomy places the organism in Eukaryota, Fungi, Ascomycota, Eurotiomycetes, Eurotiales, Aspergillaceae. The coding region runs from base 1 to 1980 and encodes 659 amino acids.